Messenger RNA from Parathielavia appendiculata, 728 nucleotides. RefSeq lists its product as uncharacterized. Lineage: Eukaryota; Fungi; Ascomycota; Sordariomycetes; Sordariales; Chaetomiaceae. The coding region runs from base 119 to 505 and encodes 128 amino acids. The record is from RefSeq and is a predicted model, not a curated record. The transcript has a single exon.
AGUGGUGCAGGCUGAUAGAGUGAGGCUGCUGUUAUCACGUCAAGCGUGAGCAAGCAUGCUGGGACCCUAGACUAGACACUCCGACAUAUAUAAUUUCUUGAGACAGUUCUCGCAGUUCAUGAUUACAUUCGAAGUAUCUACAUCGCAUCGCAUGGCGGUUACCGGUGGUCUUGGGUGUUGUCUUGCCGUCUCGCGCGCUCUUGUCAUUUGUGGCGGCCAAACACAGUUACAGUCUGGACCGGCCGAAUUAGUCACCAGUCAACGGGUCAGAAGAGUUCUGCAGUGUCAUAUUCGGAAGGAGGCAACUCGCCGAUUCGGGGCUAAGCCGGACUUACGAGCGACUAUUUGUCUUGAGAUGAUCCAUGGGCCUGUUCCGCUGGAGAUGGGGCCCCAGGGAACCAGUGUGUCCUCGUGGAAUGAAAGGGAAAGCUUGUCAGACGAGGGACAUGUUCGUUCACAGAGAACAGGAAUGGCGGGCAAGGAUCAAUCACAACCCACACCUUGAAGCCUUUGCAAACGUCCGGACUGCUCGAUCUCACACGGGGCCAGGGGAUCGGACCCGGCCGGCUCCACAGUCGGGGACUCGGGCCCCUGAGCUCGGAAUUGAUCAGGGGGUCUGGGGGGUGUCAUCUGAAGGAUUUUACGCUCGGUUAUAGUUCAAACCUAUCUAGUAACUUCCGUAACGCCUUUCAUUUGACGGCCGGGUGCCGUCGUCAAGCCAAGACUGC